Messenger RNA from Pygocentrus nattereri (red-bellied piranha), 651 nucleotides. It is a transcript of the gene rln1, whose product is annotated as relaxin 1. The transcript has 2 exons. Gene Ontology annotation, molecular function: hormone activity. The record is from RefSeq and is a predicted model, not a curated record. Gene Ontology annotation, cellular component: extracellular region. Bases 61 to 633 code for a protein of 190 amino acids. Lineage: Eukaryota; Metazoa; Chordata; Actinopteri; Characiformes; Serrasalmidae.
UCGAUAAAAGCUGCCAGUGAACCUUCAGCAGCUCCGCGUCUCCGAGACUCCGCAGACCCGAUGUCCGGUUCCAGGCUGUGUCCAGUGGCGAUGCUGCUGCUGUGCGGAGUGUGUGUGUGUGUGAGCGAGGGCUCCCCGCAGAGGGACUAUGGGGUGAAGCUGUGCGGCAGGGAGUUCAUCAGAGCCGUUAUAUUCACCUGCGGAGGGUCCCGGUGGAGGAGGAGUGUGGAUCAAGACCCGGAGAGACUCGACCAGAACAAUCCUUUCCUGCUGACCUCCUACCAGAGCCCUUCAGACAGAACUGGAGAGUCCAUCUGGACUCCAAACAACAAACCGCCCUCUUUCCUCUCCUCCUCCUCCUCCUCCUCCUCAUCUCCGUCCCUCAACGAGCUUCUCCAGGCCAUGGGUGAGCAAACCAAGAGCGACCGAGUGGAGCCGAACCCCUCUGAGGACCUGCUGAGAGACGGAGAGGUCAGGACCUGGCUGGACGCGCUGCUUCCUUCUGGACGCUUCAGGAAAAUGGACAUCAGCUGGUCGAGUCCGGACAGAAAGAAACGUAACUUCUCUUUAGGCUUGGCUGGAAUGUGCUGCAACCAGGGCUGCACCAAAAACGACAUCGGCCGCCUCUGCUGAGGAAUGGACGGAGGGAUA